AUGCGAAAGUUGGAAUGGGACGACAUGGGAGUGAAAAUUGAUGGCUACGCCAUUUGCGCUUUGCUGAUGACAUCGAAGGCCUUCUUCAAGUCGAAGAAGAUUCUCGGUGCGAACCAUCCUGGACCGACUUCAAACAUCGCGAAGAAACAAUGCGAUAGGAGCAACCCGGCUUUCCCCUGGCCGAUCUACGAUUCACCAGGUUUUCAUCGUCAGGAGCCCGACCAAAAUCUGUCAGCGGUAUUGGAAACCUUCUCAACGGGCUUCGCCUCGCGUGGUAUACCAGGAAAGACACCGUUUGAUUUGGUAACUGGAGUAGGACAAGGAAAGGUGGCAAGACCCUUCCUGUUCAACUUCGCCAUCGAUGAUAUCAUAGUCGAAGAAUAG
Necator americanus (New World hookworm) is the source of this 384-nucleotide messenger RNA. RefSeq lists its product as uncharacterized. The coding region runs from base 1 to 384 and encodes 127 amino acids. NCBI's taxonomy places the organism in Eukaryota, Metazoa, Nematoda, Chromadorea, Rhabditida, Ancylostomatidae. The record is from RefSeq and is a predicted model, not a curated record. The transcript is spliced from 3 exons.